Molecule: messenger RNA, 4143 nt
Organism: Microthlaspi erraticum
Lineage: Eukaryota; Viridiplantae; Streptophyta; Magnoliopsida; Brassicales; Brassicaceae
Source: the annotation of a GenBank genome assembly
AUGGGAUCUUCCGAUGACUCCACUGCGAUUCCCGAUCUUCGUCCGCCAUUGAUUGACCAAUACGAGAAUCCUUACUUCCUGCAUUCUUCUGAUCACGCCGGUCUCAUCCUCGUCUCCGAUCGUCUUGCUUCUGGAUCGGAUUUCCACUCUUGGCGCCGUUCGGUUCGUAUGGCCCUCAACGUCCGCAACAAGCUGGGCUUCAUUGAUGGUACGAUUCCUAAACCGCCUAAUGGACAUAGGGAUGCUGGUAGUUGGUCUAGAUGCAAUGAUAUGGUAGCGACUUGGCUUAUGAACUCGGUAUCGAAGAAGAUAGGCCAGAGCUUGUUAUUCAUGUCGACUGCUGAACAGAUUUGGAAGAAUUUGAUGUCUCGUUUUAGGCAGGACGAUGCUCCUCGCGUUUAUGAAAUAGAACAACGCUUGAGCAAUUUGCAGCAAGGUUCCAUGGAUGUUAGUACUUACUACACCGAAUUGGUUACCUUGUGGGAAGAGUAUCACAACUACAUUGAGCUUCCUCUUUGCACUUGUGGAAAAUGUGAGUGUAAUGCAGCUGCUUGUUGGGAGAAAUUGCAGCAGCGUAGCCGCGUCACGAAGUUCUUGAUGGGUUUGAAUGAAGUGUAUGAACCUACUCGGCGUCACAUUUUGGUUCUGAAGCCAAUACCAUCCAUUGAAGAUGUGUUCAAUAUGGUUUCUCAGGAUGAACGUCAGAAGAGUAUCAAACCUUCUUCGAAACCCAAUGUAGCCUUUCAGAAUACUGGACCAGUUGCUACGUAUGGUGAUGCCUCUGAUCAGGGUUCCUACAAUGGCCCGAUGGAUAAUGCUGCCUAUGCUGCCUCGUAUUCUCGCCAACAGAAACCUGUAUGUACUCACUGUGGACGGACUGGUCACACUGUGCAGAAAUGUUAUAAGCUUCAUGGUUAUCCUCCGGGACAUAAAUUCUACCAGAAGCCUAACUCUGCUCCACCACAGUUUCCGUCUUCUCAGCAGGGAUCUCGUUCGUCGUAUCCUCCUCAGACCUCCCAGAAAGCCAAUGUUGCUAAUGCUGUGGCUGGUCCUUUGGGAAGCUCUGCUCCUCUUGAUCUCACUCACUUUACAGCUGAUCAGGUGCAAUCCUUGAUCAAUCAACUCAGUGCACAUGUCCGAGUCUCAGAGCAAUCGUCUCCUUCCCUAUCUGCAUCUAUUACAGCGAAUGGUUAUAUGGAUCCUCAAUCUACUUCUGGUGUAACAGUCUCCUUCCCCGAUGGCACUAGUGUUCCCAUUAGUCACAUUGGCACUGUGCAUAUUUCCGAGCAUCUCAUUUUGCAUGAUGUCUUGCAUGUGUCUGCAUUCAAGUUUAACCUGCUUAGUGUUAGUUCUCUUCUUCAAUAUCAGAAAUGCUCUGCUCACUUCUAUCAUGAUUCCUGUUUUAUUCAGGACCAUAUUCAGGACUUGACGAUUGGUAAAGGAGUUCUCAUUCAUAACCUCUACAUAUUAGAGUCAGCUAAUCUUCUUUCUUCUCGACAUCUCUGUGGCUCUUUGGUGGAUAGUCAUCUAUGGCAUCAACGUCUGGGCCAUCCUUCUUCUGCCAAGCUACAACAUAUUCCUGGUAUUUUACCAAUGUCAAAAUCGAGUCAUAGUCAUUGUGAUGUUUGUCCUUUAGCUAAACAAAAAGGGUUGCCUUUUGUUUCUAAUAAUCGUUUGUCUGCCUCUCCUUUUGAUCUUGUUCAUCUGGAUAUAUGGGGCCCUUUUAGAGUCGAGUCUGUUGAAGGUUUUCGUUAUUUUCUUACUAUUGUUGAUGAUUGUACCCGUGUUACAUGUGAUAAUGCUCCUGAACUUGCUUUUCAUCAAUUGGUGCGUAACCAUGGUAUGGUCCAUCAAUUCUCUUGCGCUUAUACGCCUCAGCAGAAUUCAGUGGUUGAGAGGAAACACCAGCAUCUUUUGAAUGUUGCUCGUGCCUUGAUGUUUCAAUCCAACAUGCCUUUGGUGUAUUGGAGUGACUGUGUAUUAACAGCUGUUUUCCUUAUCAACCGGACUCCUUCUUUACUCUUGGAUAAACGAUCCCCAUAUGAGGUAUUGUUUCACAAAUCUCCUGACUAUUCCUUCUUACGAUCAUUUGGCUGCUUAUGCUAUGUCUCUACACAUCAUAAAGAUCGUAACAAGUUUAGCCCUCGUGUUGUCCCUUGUGUUUUUCUUGGCUACUCGUUUGGUUACAAGGGAUAUAAGGUUCUCAACUUGGAUACUAACGUUGUUUCUGUUUCUCGGAAUGUUAUAUUUCACGAGAAUGUGUUUCCCUUUAAACAGCGAGCCCCCAUUACACCUAUCAAUGACUUGUUUGGUACUUUCGUGUUACCGAUUUCACCUCCUCCUGAUAUUGGACUGGAGCCUCAAAUUUCCCCUGUACCGGUAACGUCUGUUCCUUCCCCUCUUACUCCGUCGAGUGAGCCUCAUUUGGUAUCUUCUGACCCUUCUCCUGCAUCUGCAUCUGGCAUUUCAUCUCCUGUUGUGCAUUUGGAACCUUCUGAGACAUGCAUUCAUAAUGAACCUUCUGUUAUUGCAUCUCAUGAUCGUACUAGUCCUGUUUCUGAGUCUAGUCAUGUUCCUGGUCAUUCAUCUGCAUCAUUACAUCCUGUGCCACUUUCUCGGGACUCUAGUGUUCCAUCUUCUCGGGUGGAAGCUGUUGCACCGGCUGCAGAAGAGGUCUCACGUCCCACUGUCAGACCCAAGCGACAAGGUACAUGGAGCAUUGUGACUUUGCCCGAUGGAAAGCACGUGAUUGGUUGUAAGUGGGUGUUUACCAUUAAAUAUCUUUCUAAUGGUACGAUCGAGAGAUACAAGGCUCGUUUGGUGGCCAAAGGUUACACUCAGCAAGAAGGGAUUGACUACAUCGAGACUUUCAGUCCUGUUGCUAAACUUGCUAGUGUGAAAUACUUGCUGGGCUUGGCUUUGUCUUUUGGUUGGAUUCUUUGGCAGAUGGAUGUGACUAAUGCGUUUCUUCACGGUGGUCUGGAUGAGGAGAUCUACAUGACUCUGCCUCUCGGUUAUACACCAUCCAAUGGCGUUCUCCCUCCGAAUCUGGUCUGUCGUCUGCACAAAUCUCUUUAUGGCCUGAAGCAAGCCUCUCAUCAGUGGUAUCACUGCUUCUCCGGCGUUGUUCUUAAAGCCGGUUUCGUUCAAUCUCCAGAUGAACUGGAGUCUCUCAAAUGUCAUCUCCACGAGGCUUUCAAGAUCAAGGACAUUGGUGUUCCCAAGUUCUUUUUGGGUUUGGAGAUUUCACGGACGGAGCAAGGCAUCUCCAUUUGUCAACGGAAAUAUGCCUUAGACAUUCUCACGCCGACGGGUCUUCUCGAUUGCAAGCCGGCUUCUGUUCCGAUGGAUCCUACGUUGCGGCUUCGCAAAGACACAGGCACGCCACUCGCCAGUAGUAAUCCGUUUCGAGAGCUAAUUGGCCGUCUUCUCUACUUGACGAUAACGCGAUCUGAUAUUACUUUCGCGGUGAAUAAUCUUAGUCAGUUCCUUUCCUGUCCGACUGAUAUACAUCUUCAGGCUGCUCAUCGGAUUCUGCAUUACAUCAAGGCAAAUCCGGCUCAAGGUUUAUUUUACUCUGCUGACUCUGAAGUGUGCUUGAAUGCUUUCACUGAUGCGGAUUAUGCUACAUGCCCUGAUUCACGACGCUCUGUUACGGGCUAUAUGGUCUACCUUGGCAAAUCUCUCAUCACGUGGAAGUCUAAGAAGCAACAAACCGUGAGUCGUAGCAGUACUGAAGCUGAGUAUCGGAGUAUGGCCCUUGCUACUUGUGAAUUGCUAUGGUUGAACCAACUUCUUCGUGACAUGAAGAUCACUCCGACUGCUCCGGCAAAGUUGUUCUGUGACAACAAGUCUGCAAUGCAUAUUGCGAGCAAUCCCGUCUUCCACGAGCGCACUAAACACAUUGAAGUUGAUUGUCACACCGUUCGUGAUCAAGUGAAGAAUGGAUUCAUGAAGCUCUUUCAUGUUGCUAAUGAGAAUCAGCAUGCUCACAUUCUCACCAAACCUCUACAAUCGGGUCCUUUCUACAACCUCCUUCAUCACUUGUCUAUUUCAAGCAUGUUUCAUCCUCACACGAUUCCGAUCAUACAUAAUCCUGAUCCUGAUCAUGCUGCAGUCUAUGUUCCGCUUUUACAGGCUUGA